AUGAAUUGGCAGAGCGUCAAUCCACCGGGGGUCAAGAUCCUCAACUUCGAGCUGAUUCACCAGCAAGCGCCGGGUCGCGGCAUCACCGACCUUGUGUCAAGGGCGACAAUGGUUAUAGAGGCGGCAAAGGUCGCUGGCGAGGAGUUGUCUCUUGAUGAUGCGGUCCGGAAACAAAUUGCUGACUGGCACCCAGAGGGAGCUUCUAAAGCACAACCGGGGGAGCGGUGGGACGUGUACAGGGUUGAGCUCGAGAGUGUCUGGCCGGAGACGAUUUUCGAUCCGGACAGUGACCCUGGACUGAACAAUACGAUUUGGGGUGUCCUGAUAGGACACCUCGCAACUCUUGCGAGAGCGGACACUUCAAAGCUUGCAGCUUACCUGUCACAAAACUUGCAGAACUGGAUCAUGGAUUGCGACUACAACGACAUUUGUCCAAUCUGCAGACAGCUACUUCAUCAUCCGGCAUCAGGCAUCGUCUGCGGACAUGCAGCUUGUCAUGUUUGCCUCUUGACAUGGAUCGCAACAUCAAAAACCGAGCCCCAGCCUCUCAACGCAUCAUUCCGCAUUGCUUGCGAGUUAAAUGUUGACUGCAUAUCGCUUGCAUGCCCAAUAUGCCGGACAGAGACGACAUUUUCAAUUGAUGCCACUCGGUCAUCCCAGCUAGAGUUGACAUAUCCGGUCAUGUACCAAGAACGAGCCAUGCAGAACACCGAGACCGAAUUCAUGACCAUUCAGCUUGGUAACACACACAAGAAAGUCCCGCCCUCCAUCUCACCUUUCUCAGGCAUGAUGCGUCACCACUGUUGGACCUUCUUUUUGAAUAGCUCGCAUGCAGACUUGAUCGACUCUGUCGAUCUCAUCCUACAUGACAGUUUCCGAAACCACCGUUUCAUCACACUGCGGAAACCACCAUUCACAAAGUCAUCCCUUGGUUGGGGAUACUUCCGUAUCGCUGCUUUCAUCACACUUCACGAUGGAUGGGAAUGGGAGUCGUCUGACGCGGUGAACAGUCAGUCCAAGAGCAAAGGACGUAAGGACAGACUGCCGGUAGAAUGGACCUUGGAUUUUAGUGGAUGUGGUAGCCAGUCGUUAGCAACGAUCGCUAUCCGGAGGUUGGAUACAAUGGACGAGAUUCUGAUGUCUCUUUGUCGUCUUUUCACCACAGGCUGA
Diaporthe amygdali is the source of this 1170-nucleotide messenger RNA. RefSeq lists its product as uncharacterized. The record is from RefSeq and is a predicted model, not a curated record. Lineage: Eukaryota; Fungi; Ascomycota; Sordariomycetes; Diaporthales; Diaporthaceae. Gene Ontology annotation, molecular function: metal ion binding. The transcript is spliced from 2 exons. The coding region runs from base 1 to 1170 and encodes 389 amino acids. Gene Ontology annotation, biological process: regulation of DNA-templated transcription.